AUGAACGACCUCUGGAAGAGGAAGUGCCCUGACCACGACGAGAUAUACAGGUACUACUGCAUGGAUGACAAGGUGUGUGUGUGCAACGCCUGCACCAUCGAAGGAGGUCACCUGGGACACACCAUCAAGACCCUGAAGAACACCAUGAAGGAUCUAAAGGGCACGCUGGAUAAACAGCUGUACAGAGUGGAGAGGAAGUACAGCAUGGCCGAGAGAAAGCUCCAGGAGCAGAAGGAGAAGGAGAGGCAGAACAAGAAAUUCAUGGACGACUCGGAUCAGGGCCUGGCCCGGCUGGGAGACGAGCUGAAGGCCAAAGUGCUGCGCUUCGUCGGCAGGCUGCGGGAAAGAACAUCUCCAGGAUCUGCCAGGACCAGGCCCCGUCUGCAGGAGGUGCGCUGCGGCAUUGAGAGCCUCAUGCAGGAGAACGACCCUUUCCACUUCAUCCAGGCCUACAAGACAACAGGAAAACAGUGUCGUAGGCAGCUGAGGAAAAACAUGUUCUAUCCAGAAUAUGUGGACAUGGAGACCGAGGUUCUCGGGGUGAUGAUGGAGGAAGAGAUGAGGAAGUUCCUGGUUGAAGAACUCCCUGGUCAUAUUGUCGCAGCCAUCAGCACGUUGUGUCAUCUUUCAGAUCUAGAAGAGGAGGAGGAGGAGCAGGAGGAGCAGGAGGAAGAGGCGGCAGAGGAGGAGGAGGAUGACGACGACGACGACCUGGACGACAGCAGCGUGGAGGAGAUGAGGAGCGAGGGGGAGGAGGAAGACGAGGAGGAGGAGGACGACGAAGACGACGGACAGGACCGGAGCGGGCAGGUCGACGAUCUCUACAGCCCGGGGGAGGAGGAAGAGGAGGAGGAAGAAGAAGGGGAGGAUGAGGACGACGAGGACGAGGAGGAGGGAGAGGACGAGGAGGAGCGAGGGGUUUGACGGAGGACUUGAAACUUAAA
Labrus bergylta (ballan wrasse) is the source of this 944-nucleotide messenger RNA. NCBI's taxonomy places the organism in Eukaryota, Metazoa, Chordata, Actinopteri, Labriformes, Labridae. The record is from RefSeq and is a predicted model, not a curated record.